Messenger RNA from Bipolaris sorokiniana ND90Pr, 1233 nucleotides. RefSeq lists its product as uncharacterized. Lineage: Eukaryota; Fungi; Ascomycota; Dothideomycetes; Pleosporales; Pleosporaceae. Bases 159 to 1094 code for a protein of 311 amino acids. The transcript has 5 exons. The record is from RefSeq and is a predicted model, not a curated record.
CAAGAAUACGUACCACUUAUGCAUUUCAGAUAUGUACUUGGAAUGGCCCUUAUAGGCUGUGAUUUGGAGCGGCUCAAUGCAUCCGCGCUGAUAAUUGUGAAUAGUGAUAACGAGUCAUCUAGACUGUUGUACCAUGCCAGUCAAGGUUUACGUGCAUCAUGAUACGAGAUAAGUUCAAUCUGCCCUCUACGGAUGCUUUCGUCAGUCUCUCGCUACUUGAUGGCGGCAGUUUCGUUGCUGAUUUGAGCCGCAUGCAUGCUGGCGGGAGUGGGACCUUUCGCAUGUACAAUUGGGCAUUUUAUAUUGCGCACAAGGGUAGACAUGUACUUUGGGACUUGGGCUUAGAUGAGGACCGAAGCUGCUACACGCCUUGGGUGGACAAGCACAUGCUGCAGUACGUCAAUCAUGUUGGCCCAAAGCGUACCAUUGUGCAACAGUUGUUUGAAAGAGGCGUUCCAACCACAGAUAUUGAUACAGUUCUGUUUAGUCACGCUCACUGGGACCAUUGCCGACCAAUUUCCGACUUGUUUCCAAAUGCAAAGGCGUGUUUUGGUCCAGGCACAAAAUCAGCAUGCCAGCCGGGUCAUUGGAAAGACCCUGACUUGCAGUGGGAUGGGCGCUUCUUUGACCCGGAUCACGCCACCGAGACUUGGGAAGAACUACAGGGCGAUUGGAAACAAUUCGGACCGUUCGAAAAUGCUCUAGAUUAUUUUGGAGACGGCAGCUUUUGGGUUUUGAAUGCACCGGGACACAUGCCAGGCAAUCUUGCUGCCGCUGCCAGAUUGCAAAAUGGUGAAUGGGUCAUUCUUGGGAGCGAUUGUUGUCAUUCGAGGGAAUUACUCGAUGGCGUGCAAGAAAUUGCCCAGUUUCCAGGCCCCAACCUAAAGCCCAUGUCCCUCCACACAGACAUUACAUCUGCUAGAGAUACCAUGGCUAAGCUGCGGACAUUAGAAACUGAUUACGGGGCUCAUAUAGCACUCGCACACGACGCUUCGUGGCUGAAGAAGGGUACAGACCGGGUACUGAUGUCGCUGCUGGAUAAGAGAAUGAAACUGACGGCUAAAGAAAAGAUAGUCCACGAUGAGAUACCUUAGUUCAGUUUUCAAAUAUUAGUUUACAAUAACUGGAGCUAUAGGUACCUAAGUAAUUAAGGACCUAGUCAGCAAUAUUCUGAGGUAGUUUGGCACUACUUAAAGGGGUCGCCAUUUUCUAGUUUUAUUGAUUGCAUGCGAG